This is a messenger RNA of Diaporthe batatas, 2434 nucleotides long. RefSeq lists its product as uncharacterized. The record is from RefSeq and is a predicted model, not a curated record. Gene Ontology annotation, molecular function: serine-type carboxypeptidase activity. NCBI's taxonomy places the organism in Eukaryota, Fungi, Ascomycota, Sordariomycetes, Diaporthales, Diaporthaceae. Gene Ontology annotation, biological process: proteolysis; apoptotic process. The coding region runs from base 316 to 2229 and encodes 637 amino acids. Gene Ontology annotation, cellular component: trans-Golgi network. The transcript is spliced from 3 exons.
CCCUGUAGUGCCACGCAACCUCCCGAACGACCCCUGUUCUGGGGCUCAAACACCCGAGUGAGAUCUGUCACUACAGACAGCCGUCCAGCCCGGUCUGACUGUAUCGAGUAAUUGAUCUUUCCAAACCACCCAACAUACACUCUUUCAGCCACCAACAACCAUCGAAUCCCGCCAUUUUUGGUUGCGCAACCCUCCUGCCGAAGCCGUGACACCUGCAUUGCCAAUGAAUACUGCGGCACACAAAGCCUAGCAGCCCAGUCGCCCAUCCUCGCCCUUGGACCCAUUUGGGUCAGCCUUCCACCCGGAAGAGCCACCAUGGCCUUCCUCAGGCAGUUGAGGGUGCCAACAGUGGCAGCCCUCCUCGCUGCGAUCGCCUUGCCAUGGCUAGACACGGUCGGCGCCCAGAAGACCGCGGCGGACUACUUUGUCCACGAGCUGCCCGGCGCUCCCCCGUCACCCUUCAUCAAGAUGCAUGCUGGACACAUCGAAGUCACGCCGGAGCAUAACGGAAACCUUUUCUUCUGGCACUACCAGAACCAACACAUUGCUAAUAGACAACGUACCGUCAUCUGGCUGAAUGGAGGCCCGGGUUGUAGCUCCGAGGAUGGCGGCCUGAUGGAGAUCGGGCCAUACCGCCUGAAAGAUGACAAGACCUUGACACUGAACGAUGGAUCGUGGCAUGAGUUCGCGAACCUGCUCUUUGUCGACAAUCCUGUCGGCACCGGGUUCAGUUAUGUUGACACCGACUCCUACGUUACCGAGCUCGACCAAAUGGCCGACCAGUUUGUCACUUUCCUCGAGAAGUGGUUCGCCCUCUUCCCCGAGUACGAACAAGAUGAUAUCUACAUCGCGGGAGAGUCCUACGCGGGACAACACAUCCCCUAUAUCGCCAAGCACAUGCUUGAACGAAACAAAAAGCCCGGAAUUGCUCACACAUGGGCACUCAAGGGUCUCCUGAUCGGCAACGGAUGGAUCUCGCCGCCAGAACAAUACGAAGCGUACCUUGAUUUCGCAUACGAGAAGGGCAUCGUCGAGAAGGGCAGCGACACGGCAAAGAAGAUUGAGGUGCAACAUAGGAUAUGCCAGAAGGAUCUCGCCGUAGACAGCAACAAGGUCGACCAAGCCUCCUGCGAGAACAUCCUGCAGGAUAUCCUCCAGUUCACAACCACCCCCGGGUCUGACGGCAAACAGCAGUGCGUCAACAUGUACGACGUCCGUCUCAAGGACAGCUACCCGUCAUGCGGCAUGAACUGGCCCCCAGACCUGGUGCACGUAACCCCUUACCUGCGCAGGAAGGACGUCGUUGAGGCUCUUCACAUCGACGAGGCCAAGAACACGGGCUGGUCGGAGUGCAGCGGAGCAGUGGGUAGUCACUUCCAGGCAUCCAAAUCGCAGCCGUCCGUCAAAUUCCUCCCGGAUAUCCUAAAGGAGGUCCCUGUACUUUUGUUCUCCGGCGCAGAGGAUCUGAUCUGCAACCACCUUGGUACCGAGGCCUUCAUCGGAAACAUGGAGUGGAACGGCGGGAAAGGCUUCGAGCUGUCGCCCGGCACUUGGGCGCCACGCAGGGAGUGGACCUUUGAGGGAGAGGUUGCCGGCUUCUGGCAGGAGGCCCGAAACCUGACCUACGUGCUAUUCUACAACAGCUCCCACAUGGUGCCCUUUGACGUGCCGCGCGCUUCGCGGGACAUGCUGGACCGUUUCAUGGGCGUGGAUAUCAGUAGCAUUGGCGGCAAGCCCACGGAUUCCUACCUGGACGGCGAACGCCUGCCCGAGACGUCUGUUGGCGGCACGGCAGGCAACAGCACUGCUGCCCAGGAGGCCGAGAAGGAGAAGCUUGAGGCGGCCAAGUGGUCUGCUUACCAACGGUCGGGCGAGAUCCUCUUGGUUAUAGUCUCGGUGGCGGCGGCAGCCUGGGGAUACUUCGUCUGGAAGGAGCGCCGAAAGAGAAAGGGGAUGGGAUACCUCGGUCUCUCGCAGGGCAGCUCAAUCGGCCUGCAGACCAGUCAGAGGCGGGAUUUCCGCAGCCGGGGUUCGACGAAUGCCAGAGAUCUCGAGGCUGCAGACUUUGAUGAGGCGGAACUGGACGACCUGCAUGUCGAGUCGCCGACAGUAGAGGGCCAUGAGGAGGGAGUCCUCGGGGCUGAGAGGCAGUACAGUCUGGGCGGUGACAGUGAUGAGGAGAGCUCUAGUGGGGCAAGGAAGGAGGCCAGCGGGAAGAGGACGCAUUAAUGCUGGAUCCGAAAAUGAGACAAGGGUGACAACACGAUCGUUGUGUUGUCCGUGAGGAAAUCGAGUCAAAGCAGAAACAGACACACACAUAUAUACAUUGCCAGCAUGAGGGGCUAUGCCGCUGGACCCGGAGAUUUAGUGGAGUAGUUACGGCGCACAGCGAUUGAUGUCACAGGGACUGAUUAUUUGAAUUAACUGCAUUCUC